This is a messenger RNA of Orycteropus afer afer, 2970 nucleotides long. The record is from RefSeq and is a predicted model, not a curated record. Lineage: Eukaryota; Metazoa; Chordata; Mammalia; Tubulidentata; Orycteropodidae.
AUGACCCUCGUGUACUUCCGAAGCUUCAACAACAUCGGCAAAAACUUCAUUGCUUAUUAUUACUCCACAGCCAAAGGAGACUGGCCAGAGCUGCGGCUGGUGGGUGGCUCAGGUCAAUGCUCGGGCCGCGUGGAGGUCCUCCACCAAGGGACCUGGGGCACCGUGUGUGACGACUUGUGGGACCUGAAUGAAGCCGAAGUCGUGUGCCACCAGCUGGAGUGUGGUCGGGCCAUGUCUGCCCUUGGGAAGGCCCACUUUGGCCCAGGUUCAGGGGACAUCCUCCUGGACAACCUCCAGUGCGCUGGUGUGGAGCACCACCUGGGCCAGUGUGCCCACUCAGGCUGGUCGGAGCACAACUGUGGCCACCACGAGGACGCUGGUGUCAUCUGCUCAGCCUUGUUUCCCUCGAGGCCUGGUGCUGGUGGACCUCAGGCAAGGUCCUUCAGGAACUCAUCCAUCACAUCUCUGUCUGCAGGGGACUGGCCGGAGCUGCUGCUGGUGGGCGGGUCGGGCCGGUGCUCCGGCCGUGUGGAGGUCCUGCACCAAGGAACCUGGGGUACUGUGUGUGACGACCUGUGGGACCUGCGUGAAGCUGAGGUGGUGUGCCGACAGCUCCGGUGUGGGCAAGCUGUCUCUAGCCUCGGCGAGGCCCACUUUGGCCCAGGUUCAGGGGACAUCCUCCUGGACAACGUCCAGUGCUCAGGGGUGGAACGCUACCUGGGCCAGUGCGCCCACUCGGGCUGGUCAGAGCACAACUGUGGCCACCACGAGGACGCCGGUGUCAUCUGCUCAGAUGCGGAAGACCUGCCUCCUCCCACCCCUCCAGGGAUGCACGGGGCACGUCCUGACGCCCUUUCUCCUGUUGUUUCAGGAGGAAGCAGCUCUUGUGGAGGAGUCAUUUCUAGUCUCUCUGGCUCCUUUUCCAGUCCGCGGUAUCCGGAAAGCUACCCAACAGACGUGCAGUGCGUUUGGGAGAUCCACGUGGACCAGAAAUUCCGCAUAGAGCUCCUGAUUCCAAGUUUGAAAUUGGAAGAUAUCCUUGGCUGUCCCUAUGACUGGGUUGAAAUCUUCGAUGGGCCCAGGAUUGCCUCCCUCUCCAUGGGGAAGUUCUGUGCCCCAGCCACUGUGGCCUUUUUCUCCUCCGCAGACAUCAUGACGGUGGUGUUCCGAAGUGACUCAAUGAUAACCAACGUUGGCUUUUACGCUCUGUUCAAUGCCAUCCCACAGAGCGAAAGGGAGUCAGAAGAUGGACCAGUGCUGCGGCUGGUGGGCAGCUCAGGCCAGUGCUCAGGCCGCGUAGAAGUUCUCCACCAAGGGGCCUGGGGCACUGUGUGUGAUGACCUCUGGGACCUGAAUGAAGCUGAGGUCGUGUGCCGACAGCUCGGGUGUGGACGGGCCAUCGCUGCCCCUGGGAAGGCCCACUUUGGUCCAGGCUCUGGAGACAUCCUCCUGGACAACAUUCAGUGUUCAGGAAGUGAGAACCACCUUGGCCAGUGCCCCAGCUCUGGCUGGUCAGACCACAACUGCAGCCACCAUGAAGAUGCCAGCGUUGUCUGCUCAGAAGACAUCUAUGGGUGCCCUUACGAUUUCAUCGAAGUGUUUGAUGGCCGGCAAGUUGCCUCACUCUCCAUGGGCAGGUUCUGUGCUGGGGCUGAGCUCAGCUUCCUGUCCUCUUCAAACAUCAUGACUGCAGUGUUCAGAAGUGACGCCAUGAUCACCAACACAGGCUUUUAUGCUCUGUACAAUGCCAUUCAGCAAGAUGAACGAGACAGUGGUGUGUCUCUGUGGCUGGUGAAUGGUAGCCACAGGUGUAAGGGCAGGGUGGAAGUCUUCUACAAUGGCACCUGGGGCACAGUGUGUGAUGACAGCUGGGACCUGACAGAUGCCAGGGUGGUGUGCCAGCAGCUCGGCGGUGGUGAGGCUUUGUCGGCCCCAGUACAGAGCUACUUUGAUGGUGGCACGGGCCACAUUGUGCUGGAUGAGGUGCAUUGCACUGAUAGUGAGGCAAAGGUGUGGCAGUGCCCACACAAGGGCUGGCUGUCUCACAACUGUGGGCACCAAGAGGAUGCCAGCGUUGUCUGCUCAGGUCUGGGCCUGCGGCUGGUGAAUGGAUCCAGCAGGUGUGAGGGCCGAGUGGAGGUCUACCAUGCCGAUACCUGGGGCACUGUGUGUGAUGACAGCUGGUCCAUUGAGGAUGCUCACGUGGUCUGCAGGCAGCUGGGCUGUGGCCUUGCUAUGUCCGCGCUCCUGGGGGCCAGCUUCAGCCCCGGGGCAGGGGGUAUCCUCCUUGAUGAUGUCAACUGCACGGGAAAGGAGUCCUCCCUGGAGCAGUGCCCACACAGUGGCUGGUUCACUCACAACUGUGGACACCAUGAAGACGCUGGUGUCAUCUGCUCAGAUUCUGCUGCUGCUGGACAUGCAGGCACCUAUCUGCCCGAGGUGAGACUGGCCAAUGGGAGGAACAGGUGUGAGGGCCGCGUGGAGCUCCACCACAAUGGCACCUGGGGCACCGUGUGUGAUGACCUCUGGGGCCUGCCUGCAGCCCUGGUGGUGUGCCGGCAGCUGGGCUGUGGGGAGGCCCUGGCGGCCCCAAGGCGCAGUCUGUUUGGCGCCGGCUCAGGCCCCAUCCUCCUAGACAACGUGCAGUGCACUGGCAACGAGAGCAGCCUUGGGCAGUGCCACCACCCCGGCCUAUCCAUCCACAACUGUGGGCACCACGAGGAUGCUGGGGCCGUCUGCUCAGACUUGCCUGUCAUCAGAUUGGUGGAUGGGAGGAGCCGGUGCGAAGGGCGUGUUGAAGUAUACCACUGUGGCGUGUGGGGGACGGUGUGUGAUGACCUCUGGUCCAUCGGUGCUGCCCACGUUGUGUGCCAGCAGCUGGACUGUGGUGCGGGCAUCAGUGCCCUGGGGAACGGCCACUUCGGGGGGUUGUGGGGAGCACCCUGGUACUCGUUCUCGGCUUUCUCCUGA